This is a messenger RNA of Penicillium coprophilum, 735 nucleotides long. RefSeq lists its product as uncharacterized. Lineage: Eukaryota; Fungi; Ascomycota; Eurotiomycetes; Eurotiales; Aspergillaceae. Bases 1 to 735 code for a protein of 244 amino acids. The transcript has a single exon. The record is from RefSeq and is a predicted model, not a curated record.
AUGUCCAACGAUCGUACCUCCCCCAUCUCGGUCCCAAAUGCGGAGAACCGUCCACGUCGUGGUUCCCUCGCCGACAUCUUCUCCAAGCCGAGUAACCCAUCCAACACUCAGGCUACAACCCCACAGUCCAACCAGCGUCGACUGUCAAUUACCACGCUAGGCCUCUCGGGGCCCCCCACCCAGACGUCCGCCUUUGGCAACCGCAACUUCCGUCGAGGUAGCCUAUCUAGCUCAAUGGGCUCCAAUGUUCCAGCUGAGGAUGCCCUCGAGGACGAGCAAGGAUCAGGAACUUCGCCCAACUCGCAGUUUGGGAGACGUGUCUCAUUUGGUGCACAGGCCCUGCGUGAUGCUCGUGCAGGAAGCAUAGGCAAUGGUAGAAACUACCCCCCUCCAUCUGCUGUAGGCCCACGCCGUUCUCCUCCGGCCGGCUCAGCCCUCGCUACUACCAGAUCUUCCGCAAGUACUUCAACGUCUCCUCUGGAUGGGACUAACGCAUCACGACGACCCUUAGGCGAAGGCUUUAACUGGUCAGAGGCCCUCCGCUCUCGUGCCGAGCGUGCCCCUUCCAUCGGCGGCCCUGUCUCCCCGCAGGCAGCUCAACGUUCCGGCUACCACCAGCGUGCCGCUUCCAUCGCGUCGAUGGAACAGCCUAGCCGGGAAAUGCCCCGUCAGCCUAAGCAGAACAAACCGGAUUUCUUCCAGGAGAAGAUCUUGAGAGGUGAUUUCAUGGACUAG